This is a messenger RNA of Dreissena polymorpha, 3845 nucleotides long. RefSeq names its product interferon-induced protein 44-like. Lineage: Eukaryota; Metazoa; Mollusca; Bivalvia; Myida; Dreissenidae. Bases 330 to 1760 code for a protein of 476 amino acids. The record is from RefSeq and is a predicted model, not a curated record. The transcript is spliced from 7 exons.
GCAAUAAACCGGAUGUGUGAAAACGAGAUCAUGUAACAAAGUGAGACUACCUUGCUGGACGUAGCGUUAAUACAUUCAACAUUGCAGUGUGUCAAACAUGUGGUUGAAUUUAAAGAUUUUGGAAAUUAGAUUGGAGCAAAGAGACUUAAUUAUAAAAUCGUGAAAAAGAGCAAAAAAGGAAAGGUAUACGAUUUGUUCUUCAGUGUAAAAAGCAUCGAUUUGGAAUUUAAUGAACAUUGAUUAAACAACGAGGACGUUCUUUGCGUAAUUGUUGCGUAAUUGAAACAGCUCAAACGACUAAGAGUCGUCAAACUACCGAUAUUACGAAAAUGACCGGACAACUUAGAGAUUCAGACAAGACUCAGUUAGAGCAGUGGAUAAAUCAGGGUCCAAAGAAUUUUACUCUACUGUUUCGUGCGACAAGUGAUGGUUGUUCAUCUCAGAUAUUUCACCAGAAAUGCGACUACCAGGGCGCCACUAUCACUGUGGCAUACAAUCAACAGGGUUCUGUGUUCGGUGGCUACACUUCUGCGAGUUGGGCUGCAAGCGUUGCUAGCCAUAUUCGGGAUGACAGGGCUUUCUUGUUUCAGCUGAAAUAUUCAGGCUCUGACACACGAAGAAAAUUUCCUGUUUCAAAUACUGCCUACAGCAUUUAUUCACACGCAAGUUAUGGCCCUAUUUUUGGUCAAAACGAUAUGUAUUUAUUUCAACAAACAAUACAAAACAUCGGCGGCGUGUUUUCAAUGGAUGGAACAUGUGCAUUUGGAGUUUGCUACACCAUGACAGGUGUAACCAGCUGGAAUGACAUCCACAAUGGAGAUAUGAAAGCAACAGAUAUCGAAGUGUACAGCGUUGCAGCUAAACCGCCGGAACCUAAUACAAAUCAGAAAUGGAGAAAAGUUCCAGAAUGGAAUAAGAAGUCGGUUCAGGAGCUUAUACAAGAAGCGCUAUCAAUCAAGCCAAAUCCGUGUCUGAAGAUUCAAGAUUAUCGCAUCGUUCUGAUUGGCCCUGUUGGUUCCGGGAAAUCCAGCUUUUGCAACACGGUCAACUCCGUGUUCAGAGGACGAAUAACACAGAGGGCAAUCUGUGGAGAAGGAACGCAUAGCAUCACCACUGCGUACAAGCCUUAUUCAAUAAAAUCCAAUCGUGAAUCGAAGCUCAAUAUACGACUGUGCGACACGAGAGGACUGGAGACUGAUUUGGGAAUGGACAUUAUGGAGUUCGCAUAUUUGUUAAAUGGUCAUAUACCAGAAAAAUACAAGUUCAAUGCAGAGCAACCGAUUGCUAUUGACGAUGCUGUUUUCAUCACGAAGCCAGGCUUACAAGACAAGAUACACUGUGUUGUGUUUGUACUUGAUGCAUCAAACCUUCACAAGCUUGACUCUAAAAUAAUGGACAAAAUCAAAAGUUUUCGAAAGGCAGCCACGCGGAUUGAAAUACCACAGGCCGUCCUCCUGACGAAAAUUGACAAAGAAGAAAAAGCAUUAGCUCAAAAAUAUGAGACGGUAUACUCAAACUCAUCUAUUGAGAAAAAGGUCAUUCAAGUCUCCGAAAUGCUCGGCUUUCCAAAGAACCAUGUAUUUCCGGUAAAGAACUACGAAAAUGAAGUGAUGCUGGAUGACGGGGUGAACCUACUGGCGCUUUUGGCGUUGAGACAGAUCCUAUAUUUUGCCGAGGACUACAUGGAAAAUCAAAGCUCUGACAACGAAGAUUUUCCCAUCAAAGACCACGAUUUUGAAGCUGGUUCAGAGUCUAUAUAAAUUUUUUUAAAUAAAAAACAACAACAAUUGAAACAGACAGGAAGUUUAAUACGCGGACAUUAAUCUUGUAUUGUUAAGUGUGACACAGUUGUAUUUUAAUUAUCAUCAUCAUGUAAAUGUAAAAUAUGUUAGAUGUGCGUUUGCUUUAUUUGUUUAAACAAUCAGAUUGUUUUGAAUAUCGACCUUUAGGAUUAUCAACCGUUUUCGGUUUUAUGUGUGUACAGAUAAAUAACUUUAGCAAAUUGAUAUGAGUGUGAAAAUAGAAUUCGUAUAUGGACUUAAAGUUGCAGAAAAAACCCGUGUAUAUAGUCAAUAAAUAAAGCGAACUUAAAAAUGAUUGACUUUAAAUAAACUGAAGCCGUUACGCCUGAAAAAUGGGUGUGGAAGAUUUUAAAGAAGAUAAGAUGAAUAUACCGAUAUUUGUCAACAAAGAAGGAUACCAUAAUAUGUUAUUAGUGACUUAUGAAUCCAGCUAACUGUAAAAUAGACCGUAACUAAGUACAGGCAGUACUACACAAUAAACAUUCUAUAUUAGGACAACACCAAUCAAAUCAGCUUUGUUUGAAACUUGAUAAGCCGUUAAAAUAAGUGAAAAUCCUUCGCAUGCCUCGACGACCAGUGAAUCAAGGAGAACUAAUACUAGUUGACUUGAUACCUCAAAAUUUGUCAUUGAUCAUCGAAAAGCUGUUCAAUUGAAAAAAUACCAAACCUUUUUCGAACAAUACAACGUUAUUACACUGUGUAAAAAUCAAUGACAACAAAACAAAUUGUCCAUCUGAAACAUAUAGAAAAAAGACUAGACGAAAUAAACCAGAAACUGGCAAAAGUCCAUACAACAGACUAAUAUACACAAGACAUGAUAAAUGAGCCGUUUUAGCUUCUUAUGGACAAAAAGUAAGGUCCGUCUUGAGCAGACAUGAAAUCCUAUAAGGAAGUUUCUUCUAAAAGGAUUUUUUUAUAGCGGAUUACCGUAAACUUGCUUCGGAAAAGCAAAGACAGUCUGAGAGCUGUGACAAAAUCGCCAACAACUAGAAGCAGAACCAUCGACGCAAAAGCAUCCUGCUAACUGACGAUUCCGGAGAGCAAUACUGGAAAACAUUCUAGUCUGGGACGUCUUAAGUCGUGAUAAUAAGGAACAAGAAGUUGCAAAUGAGCCUCCAACAAACAAAUUUAGACAUUUAUUAUCGUUUGGGGAAUUUAAAAAAUAAUGAAAAUAAAAACGUAAUCGUUAAAAUUGUACGACGUCAAAAAGUAAUAUGUCAGGCCAAGAACUUGAAAGGUUCCAUCUUGUUUUGUUUCCAAAUUAUGAUCUGACAAGGCUUAAUGCCGAUGUGUUAGUGUUGCACUUGACAGACAACAAAUAAGUCGACAUGGCGUGGUGUAUGUGCACUUUCGGAACAAUGAACAUGCAGAUCGCGUUUAGUAUGAAGAUUAUGAACAAUUGAUGAACAUGUCAUGGCAUAAGAAGACCUACACUGAAACCGUGGGUAACAAAUGCCCAUCUAAAAACAUUCCAGGACAAAAAUCAGCCUAUGAGUUCCCAUUAUACCGACCGCAAUAUUGCAUUCGCUGUUGACAUAAAACCGGUAGAUAUGUCAAUAGUUUGUAACAUUUUCAUUAUGAAAUAAAACAUUUGAGAUUCUAAAUGAUCGAAUGUACAUAGUUACUACCAUCGUACAUAUCAAAUCGAUAGAUUCGUUUACUUUUGGUUCAUUAUGAUUGUGUUUAUAUAAUUUCUUAUACAUGUACCUUUAUGAUUGCUAUAAGCCUUAGAUUAACAUACUGUUUAUUAAGAAGCACUCAUAUGCCAUGUCUAUUUAACGUUUUGAGUAAUGAGUCUAUCUCCUAUUCACCAAACAUGUUAGCAUUGUCAUAAUUAAUGAAUUGAACACUUAUUUGUUUUUAAAGUGUACUAUAAAGCGCGGCUGAAAUUUCCAGAGAAACGACCCGUACUAGUAUUAUAUGUAGUGAUUACGAUACAAUUACCUCCCUUUUUUAAUUUGCCAUGCAUUUUAAAUGUUUACAUUUGUGGAUAAUUCAUAGAAUAUCACGUUAAUUGGCAACAUAAAAUGUAUAUGUUAACAA